CAUCAAUCCCCAGCUCAGAGCUUUUCCAUCUCUCUUUCUAUCUCUCUUCUCUCUCUCUAUCAACUUCCAAAGGGUUCAUCCAAGUAAAGUAAGGAAUUAUUGUCCAAUUAGCUUAACUCAACCCCCACACCUACUGCUCACUCCGGCCAACCUAGCUAGCUUCCUCUCCCCUUCCUUACGUCUAUAAAUACCAGCCUUCCUCCUGCCUAUCUCCCUCCCCCUUCCCCCUCCUCGCUCCACUCGAUCCUCGAUCCCCUCUCGUUGAUCGAGCGGUGACAACGACGAUAAUGGCAAUGGCAUUCGCAUUGACAAGGUCCUCAGCAAUGAAGACCUCGCUCUGCGUGCUCCUCUGCAUCCUUGUCAUCUCAGAGGUGGUGGGGGUGCCGCGGUGCGCGGCGGCGCUGGGGAUAAACUACGGGCAGGUGGGGAACAACCUGCCGUCGCCGGCGCAGGUGGUGUCGCUGCUGGCGUCGCUGCGGAUCGGCAAGGUGCGGAUCUACGACGCCAACCCGCAGGUGCUGGCGGCGUUCGCCGGCACCGGGAUCGAGCUCAUCGUCACGGUGCCCAACGACCUGGUGCGGCCGAUGGCGGCGAGCCCCGGGGAGGCGCUGCAGUGGGUGUCCUCCAGCGUCCGCCCCUACUUCCCGGCGACGAGGGUGACGGGCAUCGCCGUCGGCAACGAGGUGCUCACCGACGACGACGAGGCGCUCAAGGCGGCCCUCGUGCCGGCGAUGCGGAACCUGCACGCCGCGCUGGCGCAGCUGGGGAUGGACGGCUACGUCCACGUCUCCACGGCGAGCUCGCUCGCCGUGCUGGCCACGUCGUACCCGCCGUCGCAGGGGGCGUUCACGGCGGAGGUGGCGCCGCUGAUGGCGCAGUUCCUGCGGUUCUUGGCCGAGACGAACGCGCCGUUCUGGAUCAAUGCGUACCCUUAUUUUGCUUACAAGGGUGACCCUACUAGGGUGUCCUUAGACUACGCAUUAUCAAACCCAUACCACGUGGGCGCCAUCGACCCCUACACCAGGCUGCAGUACACUAGCAUGUUGUAUGCACAGGUGGAUGCAGUGGCGUACGCGACAUCGCAGCUAGGAUACAACAACAUCCCGGUGUAUGUGUCGGAGACCGGAUGGCCAUCAAAGGGUGACACUGACGAGGUGGGCGCCACCGUGGAGAACGCUCGGGCCUACAACCGCAACCUAUUGCUCCGGCAGGCGGCCGGCGAGGGCACGCCACUCCGGCCACGGCAGCGGCUAGAGGUCUACCUGUUCGCGCUUUUCAACGAGAACAUGAAGCCCGGGCCGACGUCGGAGCGUAACUAUGGGUUGUACCAGCCCGAUGGUAGGACGAUGGUGUACAACGUUGGACUCAUGCAGCAGAGCACAUCUGCGGCAUCGCUCUCCCUCGCCGCCUCCCCAGCAACCAAGACGGAUGCCAAGAAGAACUUUGCUGGUCUAUGUUUCCUCUCAUCCUUGGCCAUCCUAGUAAUUUCCCAGGCUUUCUUUCUGGGAUAGCAGUGCCCAAAUGCAAGCUCAGCACAAAGGAAGAGCUUUUGGCACAAGCAAAAUGGCUUGACUAUUGUGGACCAAAAGCCUCUCCAAGACCAAAGGGGAGAUGCACCAUUUCAAGGAGGCAAAAGGAAAAUUAAAGGUAGCAGCUGUUGCCAAGAGGAAAAGCUGGAGGAGGCCACUUUGGGAUGUGGAAGGCACUAUCUUGGGGAUGGCACAGAGUUGUAAAUAGUGAUCAAAUUUAAUUAAUUAUAUGAGCUGUGUGACAAGCCCAUUUUGUGUCACACAUGGACAUGCACUUUAUUCCUUAAAUUAUUUAUUUUUCUUGCAACAAUGGAGAGAGGAGGAAAAGAAGAGAAGAGAAGAGAAGGGAAUUAAACAAAAUCAAAUGGAAAUAUUCUGAGAGAGAUGUGAAGAGGAGGUAAUGGAGGAAAAUAUAUGGGUGGCCUCUGUUGCUUGGGAGAUUGGCUUUCUGAGGUUGCCUUUAUUCUCUUUGCCCUGCCAAACUGUGAUUGGGGCUUUUGGCAAUGCCGAUGUACAUAUGUUAUUGAUUCGUUUAAUUAUUUGUUGGAGACUCCCUGUAGCUGAUGAUCAGUUGAUAUGAGGGGGGUCAGCCACUGAUGUAAAUAGCCGGAACAGAAAUUAUGAGCAUGUCUAUUGUUUCUCAUUGUAACUUGUCUAUUAUGAGAGAAUAUUAUUCAUUUUAUGAGUUA
Oryza sativa Japonica Group (Japanese rice) is the source of this 2218-nucleotide messenger RNA. Its product is annotated as glucan endo-1,3-beta-glucosidase 11. Lineage: Eukaryota; Viridiplantae; Streptophyta; Magnoliopsida; Poales; Poaceae. Gene Ontology annotation, cellular component: plasma membrane. The record is from RefSeq and is a predicted model, not a curated record. Gene Ontology annotation, molecular function: hydrolase activity, hydrolyzing O-glycosyl compounds. Gene Ontology annotation, biological process: carbohydrate metabolic process.